Messenger RNA from Dermacentor silvarum, 3409 nucleotides. RefSeq names its product head-specific guanylate cyclase. The transcript has 5 exons. Gene Ontology annotation, biological process: response to oxygen levels; cGMP biosynthetic process. The record is from RefSeq and is a predicted model, not a curated record. Bases 1 to 1053 code for a protein of 350 amino acids. NCBI's taxonomy places the organism in Eukaryota, Metazoa, Arthropoda, Arachnida, Ixodida, Ixodidae. Gene Ontology annotation, cellular component: guanylate cyclase complex, soluble. Gene Ontology annotation, molecular function: guanylate cyclase activity.
AUGGGCUUUCUUCACGCGGCUUCGUCGCCUGACCGGUGCCUUCUGUCUCGCUCCCAGGGCAUGGAGGUCAAGGGCCAGAUGGUCCACUGUCCGGAGUCCCGCGCGCUGCUCUUCCUGGGCUCGCCCGUGGUGGACGGCGGCCUGUCGGCCAUGCUGCGCCGCGGCCUCUACAUCUCGGACGUGCCAGUGCACGACGCCACGCGCGACAUCCUCCUCGUGGAGGAGCAGAGCCGCGCCCAGGACGGCCUCAAGCGGCGCAUGGACAAGAUACGCGCCUCCAUCCAGGAGGCUAACCUGGCCGUGGAGGAGGAGCGACAGAAGAACGUCGACCUGCUGCACCUCAUCUUCCCGCCAAGGGUGGCGAGGAAACUGUGGCUCGGAGAAUCAAUGGAGGCGCAGCAACAUGACCAGGUGACCCUGCUAUUUUCGGACAUCGUGGGCUUCACGGCCAUCUGCUCCACGGCCACUCCUAUGAUGGUCAUCAACAUGCUCAACGCCCUAUACACGCAGUUUGACCAGUUUUGUGGAGAGCUUGACGUCUACAAGAUCGAGACGGUCGGAGACGCGUAUUGCGUGGCCAGUGGACUGCGCAAGCAGGUGCACACGCACGCACAACAGGCCGCCUGGAUGGCGCUCAAGAUGAUGGCGGCCGCUGGACAGGUCCACUCACAUGACGGGAAGCCUAUACAGAUGCGCAUCGGCCUGCACACGGGCCUGGUGCUGGCGGGCGUGGUGGGCGUCAAGAUGCCCCGCUACUGCCUCAUCGGCAACGACGUCACCCUCGCCAACAGGUUCGAGUCCGGCAGCAUCGCCAUGCACAUCAACGUCAGCCCCACCACGCACAGGUUACUGGUGCACACCGAAGGUUUUCGUUUCGAAGCCCGGCCACGCGAGUGCUUGCCGGAGGGCUUCCCGGAGCACAUCAAGGGAACCUGCCACUUCCUCAAGGGAUUUUACCACCCCAAGCUGGACCCGGCCGAACCAUUGGACGUGCACAUACGAAAGGCCCAACGGGAACUGCGAAUGGACGCCUCGCAGACAUGGCUCGCCUGAAUGGGUGGCCCCCGACGCAGUUAUAGGACACGAAGGAAUUGCCGAUCGCCUUUCUCUGAGCACUGCCGAUGAUGGGCGUGCUUGAGAUGUGCGCGUAGACUGUCUAGCUGAGGACGUUCCAAGCAACGGAAUUCAAGGGCACGCAGAGCGGACAGGUUGGAGCGUUGACGCUCAAUGAGACUUGCUCAAAGUGCGGUGUUGUGGGACGCAACUGCGGUGACAGUGGUCGUCGUGUUCCAAUUCCAGCGCGUGUUUGCGCACAUGUUGGUGGUCCGGUGCGUGAGUGCGUGAACCACCGUUAUGCUAAAGGCAUAGCCCGGAUUGCUCUAAACAGAGAAGCGGGAAAAAAGAUUCACGUUCAGCAGGGCACUACAUACUUGUUUCAAGUGCGUCACUGUGUCAAUUUCCCGCAGCUUAAUGUCUUUUUUUUUAACUUACGGAUUUAUUCAAAACGUGCCGAAAGCUUGUUCCCAUAGCACGCGUAAAGUAAAAUGUUUUGACAAUGUGUCGCGGCUUCCACUCUGGUCGCAUGCGGGAAACUUAAGAGCCCUGAAAACAACUUGCGAAUUCAUCCGUGUACGUAUUCCGGAGCGGAACUGUCCUAGACAUUGUUCACGCAGAAGCCGCAAGGUUGACGGACGAAGACAAAAAGAUAUGACAAGGUGGAACGACAGCUGGUGAUAUUAGCUCAAUUUCAUUUGUCCAAGGUGUCGUUCACCUGCAGCAGAGCCAAUGUCAUGGCAAGAGAAGGCUGCCCAGCAAGCUUUGUGAAGGUAAACGCUGUUGCAGUGUUUCAUGUGUAGAGUUACCUGUUCCCGUGCACUUAGCCAGUAAAAUAAGCCCUGCAAUUUAACAUUACGCUCUUUCCGAUGGGAGCAGCUUAAUAUAUGGAAAAACUAGAAUUAAUAACGGAAGAAAUUGGCAAGAAUACAAAAAUGUUAAGAAAUAUGAUAAAUCUUUUUAAUUGGUUCUUACAAUCUACUUCUCAUCAAUUCACUGUUUUUAUCUUGUGUACGCCAUUGUUUCCUAUUAAGUGAUUAUGAUAUUUAUCAACUCCGUGGCUUCAUAUCAGCUAGCCAUCAAAGCGCUCUCUUACGUCAUUCGCUGUAUCUCAGGCGAUCACGGUGAAUAACAAACAGAGCGCAAUUUCUUAAUGACCAGUAGCAAAGGCAACAUCUUCCAAACAGGAGGACAUUAUCGUACUUCAGAUGUGUUUAAACACAGCUGUUGCCGUUGUUUCUGUUUACAAAAUUCGUUAUAUUUUUCUUCGACUAGGGCGGUGGAAUGGGGAGGGGCUGAUACUCACGGUAAAUGUAGAUGAAUGACGCGCUAUAUCGUCGGAAUUCAUGUUGUCGACAGAGCGCUGAAAGCGGAAUUAGCCGUAGGCGCAGACUUGUGUUUCAAUUUUCACCAAUGUAGGCUAAGCCUUUGGCUCUGCACGGCUUUGUUUUAGUAAGCGCCUAAAGAUCAAGAUGUUUUGUUCAUUCCAUUUCUUUAUUCAGGAAGAUUGCUAUACGUAGCAUUGCGUCACCGAUUAGUUUGUUAUCGCUGUUGACAUGAAAUGUUCGCUGUUGUUGUCGUGGUAAUUGCAGCUGGCCAGUAUUGCAAAUUAGCAGCUAGAAACGAACAGCACUCGUUUGGUGAAUGUCGCGCACGAAGGAAGAUUAGUGUUUUAGCAUGUUGGUUGUGAUGUUUUAUGGUGUAGUUCUCAUGUCGAACAUUCGCCACGUAAUUGACAGGGUUUCGAGUGGGAUGCUUGAAAAGUUAUUUUUUUUGUGUGUGUGUGUGCGUUUCAUACCGUGGCACCUGCCAGUUUUAUUGUUCCGGAAAAUAGGAUUAUUUCAGUGCGUGUAUUUUGAAUACGUAAGGCUUGGCGUGAUCGUGAACACACCUUAUACCACUGAGGAACACGGUCACAUCUUAUCCCGCUCGCUGGGAUCUGUUCGCCGGCUUCAGCGUGUGAUGUAUGUUUUAUUACAACAGGUCGUGGUUAUUGCUCGCUACUUGGCUCCUGUACGCUCACUGCAGUUAUUAUGCGAAACUUUUCUGUUUCCUUCGUUUGCAACAGUCAUAUUCACUGAAACAUUGUUAUUGCGAAGUCGUCAGUAAAGGCAUCGAUUUUUUGCACUGUUUAUCACAAAAUACGACCAGGUUCCUGAGAAUCGAGAGCCACGCGAUGGCCAAAUCGAUCAUUCUGCAAACUCAAUAAAUUUUCGUGUGAUUAAUAUUUGGUUAUGCUAUGGUAUUUUCUGCAAGGAGUUACAAGGUAUGACCGAUAGAGCCCGUGUCGUAAGUGUUCAGGAGGCUGUUGUAGAGAUGAUGCAUGACAGAAAUUGUUCUAAUAAAAAAAUGAAAA